CCGUGUUGCGGCUGUCCACGUCAAGCUCUGUCUGUGACAACACAGCACCGAGCUGAGAUGGCAGACCUAGUACGUUAUCUGAACCGGUAUAUACAUACACGAUAAAGACAACUGAUAUAAUAGACCGGAUAAUCUUCUCAUUAAUGUUACGCGGAUGAUCUAUUGUCGAAGUUUGUUUAGAUUCGUAAAUCCACGGGAUCAAUUUGACUGCAAGUGAGUGACACAUUCAGCUAGCAAGUCUACGUUAGCAUACCAGCUAACUAGCUAUCCGGCCAACUACUGUAGCUAGCUUGACAACCAGUUUCACUCUACCAAAUUGACAACUUCACAAAGGUGACAAAGCUAGUUUUAAGAAGUGCAAGAAUUCAGGAAAAAAAACAACGUUUCUAUGAGUUUUGACAGAGAGCUGAAUUGUAUGAAGGUAGGGUCGAAGUUGAUCGCCACCUUACCAGCUAACUACCUAGCCUAGCCAGUGUUGGGCCUUUUUGUUAUUGUUUAGCUAGCUUACUAGCUAACGUUAGUUAUUCUCAAAGAUGUCAUCGUGGCUGGGUGGACUGGGCUCCGGCCUGGGCCAGUCUCUCGGCCAGGUCGGGGGAAGCCUCUCCUCAUUCACCGGACAAAUAUCAACCUUCACCAAAGAUAUGCUUCUGGAAGGAGUUGAAGAAGUUGGAGAUGCUUCCACUGAGCUGCUGGUGUCCAGUUCUAAGCAGGAGCAAGUGGAGGCUGAGUACGUGCGUUUAACGAGGAUCCAUGCCGAGCUGGAGGAGAAGCUGGAGGCCUCAGAGAUCCAGAAUAAACAGCAGUCAGCUGAAUACAGGACCAUGAUGCAACAGAAAGAUGUGGAGAUCAGUCACCUGAAAGCCCGUCAGAGUGGACUACAGGAAGAGGUUCAGAAACUACAGCACUCUGCUCAGUCAGCUACUUCCGACCCUGCCGUACUUCCUGUCACCACCGCCUCCACCACCACCACCUCUUCCUCUUACAUGUCCCGCCCCCUGGGGGCCCCCCACCACCAGGGUUUCCAUGGCAGCGACGAGAUGGACUUCGGUGACGUGAUCUGGUCCCAGCAGGAGAUUAACCGUCUGUCUACGGAGGUGAUGAGGCUGGAGGCUGAGGUCUCCCAUUGGAGACGCGUGUCUCAGGCAUCCGUAGCCCCAGGGGCAGGAAACGGUGACCAGGGAGAGGUCCUGAAGCUUCAGAGGAUCAUCAAGGAGCUGCGUGAGGAGAUGGGUCGUGAGGUAGAUGAGCACCAGCAUGAGUUAGCAGCGCUGCAGGACGCUCAGAGACAGAAGAUGGCCGACGUCAUCCGGCGCCACCGGGACGAGCUGGCAGAGUACGAGGAGAGGAUAGAGGAGCUGGAGGAACAGAAACAGACUGGAGGAGAGGAGGAGGAACAGACUGGAGCUUCUAGUUCAGCCACAGCCAACGCUCUUCAGGAGUCCUCCAUGCUCUCAGACCUCCAGAACACUAUCCAGUCCCUACAGGAGGCAGCGGAGGAGCGGCUGAAGGAGGAGCAGGAUAAGCAGCUGAAGGAGCUGACAGCUAAUCUGGAGGAGGCAGGGAAGAGACAGGCCACGCUGCAGCAGGAGAAAGAGGAGGCGCAGGCAGAGAACGCUGAGCUGCUGCAGAACUACACUCGGCUGCAAACGUCUGUCACAGAGCUCCAGUCACGUGUCCAGGAACAGGAGGGGAAAGCCCGGAACAAGGCUCAGCUAGACCAGGAGAUACAGGGGCUGAGGAAUGCUCUCGCAGGUGCAGAGAAGGAGAUCUCUAGGCUGAAGAGUCUUCAGAGUGAAACAAAGAUGGAGGCGGAACACGCUGACAUUCUAGAACUCAACACUGUCAUCGGGACGUUGAGGAAGGAGAUGCGGAGUCUACAGGAGAGGCUUGCCAGGGCCGAGGAGAGAGUGGAGUCAGACAGCCUUGAUGGAGGGGAGUCCUCCCCAUCCGCCACAGAGCAGCUAUCAGGGCUGAGGGCAGAGCUAGAGAAGAGCGAGCAGUCGUUGAGCGAGAUCCAGGAGGAACGAGAUACCCUCCUCAACGAGCUGGAAGAACUGGACCGACAGAACCAGCAGGCUACACAGCAUGUCAUCUCGGUGAAGGAGCAGCUCUCUGUUCAGCUGAAGGAAUCUGAAGCCGUUGUGGCUCGGCUCCAAUCAGACCUCAGUACCACCGCCGACCAGAAGGUGGCGCUGCAGCAAGAGCUAAAGGCCCAGCAGGAGAAACUGAGCCACAGUGCCUUCACUCUCAACGAUCUACACAUGGGCAAGCAGCAGCUGGAGGACACCGUUAAGGAGCUGAGAGACAAACUUGGACGGGCAACAGAGAUGGGCAAAGAGGCACGCAGGGAGACCCAGGAGUUCCAGAGAACCAUACAGGAGAGGGAGGAGGAGCUGUCGGCUGCCCGGGCAGAGCUGUGUGAGGCUGGGGAGAGAGGGAGAGAAUCCGGGGGGUCCAUAGAGCAGCUGGAAGUGCUCAGGAGAGAACUGGCAGAGAUGAGGAGCUCCCAGGAGAAGAUGAUGUCAGAAGACUACGAGAUGAAGAUGGAGAAGCAGAGGCUGAAGACGGAGGCUGAGCAGGCCCAGGGGAGGAUAGAGGAGCUGGCCAGACAGGUCAGGGAGGUUCAGGCUGCUCUCACCAGGACCGUCCUGGAGAAGGACACUCGUAUCAAGGCUCUGAAGCUGGAGAAGAGCCAGCUGGAAGGGGAACUGGGCCAGGCAGAGAAGGGCCUACAGGAGCAGACCAGGCAGUACCAGCAGACCAUCGAGGAGCUGACCGCUGCCCGCUCCAUGGACGCCUCGGCACUACAGACGGAGCAUGAGCGGACAGUGAGGCUGAACCAGGAGAAGGAUCUGGAGAUAUCCCAGCUUAAAAGAGACGUGGAGCAGAUGUCCUCCGACCACAGAGACACCAACGAGAUGCUGUCCAUCACCGUGGCCGGACAGAAACAGCUGACCGACCUCCUCCAGGAGAAGGACUCCUUCACGGAGAGCCUGAGAGCCAACAUGGCCGCCACCCAGAGGGAGCUGGAGGCCGGGGUCCAGGCAGCCACCCAGGACGCUGAGACCCUGAGAGGAGCUCUGGAGGAGAAGGACAAGCAGCUGGGAGGCAUGAAGGAAGACAACAGCCACCUGAAGGAGGAGAUCGAUCGCCUCAGGGACCAGCAGAACAGACCCCAGCCCUCCGGCCUGUCCGAGCCACGCACCCUGGACAUCAUCACAGAACUGGAGAAUGAGAUCAGCCAGCUGAAGAGCACCAGAGACGGACUGGAGGAGGAGGGCCACUCCCUGAAGAGGAGAGUGGAGGAGCAGCGGGGGCACCUCCUCUCCUCCCAGCAGUCUCUCCUGGCGCAGCAGAAUGAGUUGGAGCAGGCCCACCAACGCCACGAGCAGAGCAGAGAGAACUACGAUAGGCUGAUCCACGCCAAGGAUGAGGAGAUUGGGCGCCUGCAGCAGGAAGUAGAUCACCUCGGCCACACCCACUCCUCCCAGGAACAGGAAGUGGUCAUCCUCCAACAGGAAGACAAGACCCAGUCGUCCCUGAAUAACGGAGAGAACGACAAUGAGAAACAUGACCUGUCAAAGGUGGAGAUAAACCGUCUGGUGAAGGGCAUCAAGGAGAAGGAGACUGAAAUCAGCCAGCUGAAUGAGAAGAACCUCAACCUGACCAGACAGCUGGCCCAACUGGUGGUCUCCAGAGAGGAGAUUGGGAAACUCUCCCAGAUGCUCUUGCAGAAGGACCUGGAGAUCCAGGCACUGCAUGCUAGAGUCUCCCUGGGGGGCCACAGCCAGGACGUGAUGUUCCUCCAGCAGCAACUGCAGGCUUACGCCGUGGAGAGAGAGCAGGUGCUGGCAGUGCUGAAUGAGAAGACGAGGGAGAACAGUCAGCUGAGGGGGGACUACCAGCGCAUCAUGGACAUUGUAGCAGGGAAGGAAGCUGUGCUCCUCAAGGUCCAGCAGGAGAACCAGAGGCUGUCCACCAUGUCUGACCCCUCAGGCAGCCAGGAGAUGUUCAGAGAGACCAUCCAGAACCUGUCCCGGAUCAUCAGAGAGAAGGACAUUGAGAUCGACGCGCUGACCCAGAAGUGCCAGACCCUGGUGUCGGUGCUGCAGGCAGGAGACUCUGGAGGCGUCAGCUCCAACCAGUUUGAAGAGCUGCUGCAGGACAGGGACACAUUGAAACAACAGGUGAAGAAGAUGGAGGAGUGGAAGAUGCAGGUGAUCACCACAGUAAAGAACAUGCAGCAUGAAUCUGGACAGCUGGUAGAGGAGCUCCACAAGCUACAGGGACAGGUGGAUGCAGACAACGACUGCACCUCGACUCUCUCCGUGGACUACAGCCGUCUGAUCCACAGCUAUGAGCAGAAGGAGAGGAAGCUCGGCAGUCUCAGUCACGAACUAGCCCACGUCCAACAGACCAUCAGCCAGCUGAGCAGUACUAAAGAUGUCCUCCUGGGGAAACUGGACAGUGUGGCGCAGAGUCCCCAAGUCACCCCACUGUCUGCUGCCCUGACGUCUACUGCCCAGCCUCCUGCUGCAGUGGAACCUCCCAGACACCAGGUGGCAGCACCUGCAACACCAGGGAACCAGGAAGGACUGAGACAGGAGUUGGAGUCUCUGAGAGCCCUCCUGUCUGAGAGGGAGACUAUGAUCAGGACCUUGCAGGAGAAUAACCACCGCCUGUGUAACUCAGCCCAGGUGUCAGACAGCGAGCAGCGAGGCCAGGCCGAGGAGGCCAGACAGGUCAGAGAGAGACUGGACGUUCUGCAGCGCUCUGUCAGGGAGAAAGACCUGCUCAUCAAGACUAAAGGAGAUCAACUCACCCAGGUGAGCGAGAGCCUGAGGAACCGUGAGAGCGACAACGAGGUGUUAAAACAGGCCGUGACCAACCUGAAGGAGCGAGCUCUUAUCCUGGAGAUGGAUACCAGGAAGCUGAAGGAUGAGAACGAGGCUGUGGCCCAACGGAGCCGGGAGAAGGAGUCAGAGUUCAGAGCCCUGCAGGAGACCAACAUGCAGGUGUCCCUCCUCAUGAGGGAGAAGGAGUUUGAGAGGAGCGCCAUGUCAGAGAAGGCUGCCGCCAUGGAGAAGAUGCUCAAGGACAGAGAACAGGGCAACAGCCAGAAGUCUGGAGAGCUCAACCAGCUCCUGAACGAGCUGAGGUCCAUGCAGGAGAAAGCUGUGGCCUUCCAGCAGGAGAGAGACCAGGUCAUGCUGGCUCUCAAACAGAAACAGAUGGAGACGACAGCCGUACAGACAGAGCUGCAGCAUGUGAAGGACAGAGAGCAGCGGUUGAAGUUGGAGCUGGACCGACUACGUAACCACCUGCUGGAGAUAGAGGAGUCCUACACACGGGAGGUCCUCGCCGCGGAGGACAGGGAGGCGGAGCUAUGCAAGAGAGUCACGCUAUUGGACGACAGACUGGCCACUUCCUCCAGUCAGGUGGAGAGCACCAGCCACCAGGCGUCUCUCCAGGUGGAGUCUCUCCAGGAGCAACUGAGUGGAACGGUGAGGCAGAGAGACGAGGCCUUGACUCAGCUCAGAGCAGCACGGGACCAGGUCAACCAGUACGCCAUGUCCCUGUCCAACCUCCAGAUGGUGCUAGAGCAGUUCCAGCAAGAAGAGAAAGCCAUGUAUUCGUCAGAGCUCGAUAAAUACAAGAGGGAGAAGGACGAGUGGAGAAGAAAAGCACUUAAACUGGAGGACAUGGCCUCAGCACUUCAGAUCAACCUAGAUGAGGCUAAUGCUGCUCUGGACUCAGCCUCCAGACUCACUGACCAGCUGGACCUGAAGGAAGAACAGCUAGAAGAGCUCAAAAAACAAGUUGAUGUGAGGCAGGAGAUGUUGGAAGAGUCUCAGGACAAGUUGAUGAACUUGCUGAAUAGCACAGAGGGACAAGUAGACCAGGCUCUGAUGCGGAACCUGUUCAUGGGAUACUUCCACACCCCGAAACCCAAACGCUCCGAGGUGCUGAGGCUCAUGGGUAGUGUCCUGGGACUGGACAAGGAUGAGGUCAACCAGCUGCUGGAGGAGGAGGGAGGCCAUGGUGUCGGCGGCUGGGUGUCCGGCUGGUUGGGAGGCAGAGCUGUACAGAGUGUCCCCAACACACCACAGAGACCUGGAGCAGGACAGGGGGGCUUCAACAACUCGUUCUCUGAGAUGUUUGUAAAGUUCCUGGAGGUGGAGUCUAGGCCAGCGCUCCCUGCCCCCAGACUUCCUGUCUAUGACAUCAAACCUCUCAGUGCCCCGCCUCCUGGGAGGACCACCAGCUCAGCCUGGGCUCAACAACCAGAAGGAGCCGGCAGGGGACAGAGAGCAGCUGGGGAGUCCAACCCUUUCCUGGCUCCCCGCUCUGCGGCCGUACCGCUGAUGCAUCAUGGGAGCGGUAGUUCCAGUGCUUCGGGAGGACACCACCACCUCCUAAUGAAACCCAUCUCAGACAACCUGCCUACCUUCACCCCCGUGCCCGUCUCCGCUGAGAGCGGCGGGCAGGUGCUCAAAGACUUACUCAAGCAGUGAUUGGAGCCACGGCCUGUCACUCAAAGCUCCUCAUCCAAUCAGGAGGAGCGUAUACACAGACUGAGAUGGAGGAGGACCGUUAUUACUGUGUAGUGCUUUCUUCCAACAGUCCCUCAGUGAUGGUUCUACUAACUUCUGCACAGGAUGAGGGUUCUACGAAAUUCUGCACAGGAUUAGGGUUCUACGAAAUUCUGCACAGGAUGAGGGUUCUACAAACUUCUGCACAGGAUGAGGGUUCUACGAACUUCUGCACAGGAUGAGGGUUCUACGAACUUCUGCACAGGAUGAGGGUUCUACUAAAUUCUGCACAGGAUGAGGGCUCUACUAAAUUCUGCACAGGAUGAGGGUUCUACUAACUUCUGCACAGGAUGAGGGUUCUACGAACUUCUGCACAGGAUGAGGGUUCUACUAAAUUCUGCACAGGAUAAUGGUUCUACUAACUUCUACACAGGAUAAUGGUUCUUCUAACCUCCAAACAGCAGGACAUGUCAGGCAGACCCUCUCUGAUUUAACUGUCAGUUUGUUGUCGGGUUGAUAUUUCGUUGACACUAUUAAAGUUAAAGGGGAAAUCUG
Oncorhynchus tshawytscha (Chinook salmon) is the source of this 7088-nucleotide messenger RNA. Its product is annotated as thyroid receptor-interacting protein 11-like. The record is from RefSeq and is a predicted model, not a curated record. Gene Ontology annotation, molecular function: small GTPase binding. The transcript is spliced from 33 exons. Lineage: Eukaryota; Metazoa; Chordata; Actinopteri; Salmoniformes; Salmonidae. The coding region runs from base 534 to 6515 and encodes 1993 amino acids. Gene Ontology annotation, biological process: endoplasmic reticulum to Golgi vesicle-mediated transport; Golgi organization. Gene Ontology annotation, cellular component: Golgi apparatus.